CAAGCACGCACGCUGUGGAGAAUAUACUGCGCACUGGGUGGACCAUGUCUCUCACGACCCGCAAAGACGAAGAGAGCCACGGUAGCUCUCGGCGCGACUCCGUGGCCCUCGCGGACGUAAUGGACAACUUGCCCCCCGAGGUGCUGGCGACCCUGGAGGCACCUGACUCGCCUCGACAGACUGCGCAGCAACGGCAGAUGAACGAAGCAGAGAAAGCGCGGCUGGGUGGCUGGCGACGACGCGUGCGAAAGCUUGUCAAGAACUCACGCUCGAGUCGAUGGGGUCGAGUGUACCACUACACUAUGCUCGGUGCGAUUGUGACCAACUUUAUUCCCAUGAUGCUCCAAACAUUGGAUGGACCAGCAAACGGCGGCAGUGACCCUAUGUACCCAUUCUUGCCGUUCGAAGCAACGUACUUUGCAUGGGAGGUCUUCUUUACGGCAGUGUUCGGUCUCGACUUGAUCGUCAAGGUGGUCGUGGCCAAGCGGCAGCGCAAGUUUUGGACCCGCGCCAACAAUUGGGUCGAUGUGCUUGGCAUCCUGCCGCUGUUCGGAUCUCUCUUGAUGCAGUACGAAUUGCAAUGGGCCGCCGACCGCCGCCAGCCCAUCGAGCGGUACAUGAAGCUCCUCCGUCUCUUCCGCAUCAUUCGGGUCGUGUACAUGCUUCGGGACGUGGACGGGAUUCGGGUGCUGCGAACGACUUUCCUCGAGUGUAUCCCGCCUCUGCAGAUCACGCUCUUCUUCCUCAUCACGAUCGUCAUGAUGUUUGGAACGAUGCUUUACUACGCGGAACCGUGCUACAACUACACCAAGUGCCCAUUCACCGACAUCUUCAACGCUGGUUACUUUGUCAUGGUCAGUGUCGCGACGGUGGGCUACGGCGACCAAGUGCCCGAUCUAGACAACCCCAUCUCCGUCUUGGUUACAUCAGCGAUCCUCAUCUUCGGGGCCUUGUACUUGGCCAUGCCACUCGCCAUCAUCGGAAUCAAGUACGAGCUCACGUGGCUUCGAUACGAGAUCAAGACCAUGCGAACGACGACGAGUUUGAGCACCAAAUCGACAGCCCGCCACCCAGCAACGGUCAAGGUUACGUCUGCACAUCCGUUCUCCGUGCCCAGCGAAGACAUCCAUCCCCACGUGCAUGCGGCGUACACGCAGUACCUGGACCUUGUCAAAGACGUGACAACGCUGGAAGACAUGGUGCACACGAUCAUGGCCAUUCCGCCGCACGACGUUCUCGAUGGCCACGCAAGCCGACUCCAUGUCGAGUUGCUCGAGACGCUCAAUCAAACGUGCAAGCAAGUGAUUGUGAUGUAUCAAAAGUUCAUGGUCGACAUGCGCGUGUUCCAACCAGUGCAGUCAACAGGGCUCGCGCCAGGGGAAUCCCCAAACCGUCGCGCUCGCAGCCGCGCGUCGUCGUUGUCGUCCAUGGCCAGCGACGUCAUCCAUCGAGCGAAACGAGCUAUCCACCAAAAAUUGAACCACACCACACUCAACCGACAAGCAUCGACGCUGGACGGGAAGCCAUUGCCAUUUCGAAAGCGGCUGCGGAGGGCGCUCGAGCAGCCGUCCUCAACCACGCACGCGAUCUGGCUCAACUGGUUCUUCUACGCCCACGUUCUUUUCAGUGUCUUUAUGUUUUACGCGGAAACCACGCCGGAAUUGCAAGCGUACGGCCCGGACUCGUUCUUGUGUCGGCGAGCGAUGGGUACGUAUUGCAAACCACCAACUCGAUCCAGCGCGACGGACCCUGGCUGCUUUGUCUGGACUUCCAACACGACAGUGACGUCCACGAAGCUCUCGUUUGACUGCCAAAACGGCACCGAGUGCUACGGGUCCGGAUGGAACGUUGGGUCGCCGACAGCGUCCAUGGCGUGCGAGGACAGCUUUGCGUUUCCUCAACGCAUGUGCCACCUCCGGGAAUGCAAACCCGACCACGCCCCCCUCGUCGAUAUGACUGCGCUAUGGUUUUACCCCGAAGCGUACUUUGCGUUCGUCUUCACGAUGGAAUUUUCACUGCGGUUGUACGCCACGAAACGCCGCUGCAAGUUGGUGCAGUCGAUGGGGUCCUGGUUGGAUAUUGGCGCGGUCAUUCCUUUCUACGCCGAGGUCGCUGCGAGUUGGAUGGAAGCGCGGCCCACGCUGUUUGCGAUUGUUCCGACUUUUCCGACCGUGAUGUCGGUGCUGCCAAUCUUGAAGACGCUGCGCGUGUUGAAAAUGGGCAAGCAUUUUAAAGCGAGCUCCGUGUUGGCCCGUACUGCCGUCUUGACGUACCGACGGCUUUUGAUCCCGGUACGCCAUGGAUGGGCCGACGACUGUGAAACAUUUUUGAUCGAGUGUGGAUGGGUCUUGUGUUGGGUAGCUGUUCUUUUUGUUUCUGGGGUGCGUGUCGGCGGGUGCGAUCUUCUACGAAGUCGAGCGCGGCAUUGCGUGCCGCGCUCACUUGCCAUGUCUGUGGUGGCGACUCGACAUCAUGACACAAGCGAUUGCCGAACCAUUUUCAAUCGGGAAGCGGAUUCAAAUUCAAAUCGACAAGCUCACAAUUGUCACCGACAUGUGGCGGUCAACGUGGCUCUCGAUCGUCACGCUAACGACGGUCGGGUAUGGUGAUCUAAAGCCUCGCACCCCCGUCGGCCGCUUCAUUGACAUCUUGGUCAUGGUGUUUGGGUCGUGCUAUACGGCCAUGCCCCUGUCGUUGAUCGGGGGCCAGUUCUACUAUUGCUACGAGCAGUAUUUCAAACAGCAACAGCGCGGCAACGUGCCGGAUGCGCCGCGCAACCCACUGGAAGCCCCCGCUAAGAAAUCAACGUCCGUCUUGUCCGUUGAAGACAUUGACAUUUUGAAAAAAUGCGGCGUCGUCGUCCUGCUCCUGGACGAAAUGAUGCAAAACGUGUACAAACUCAUGCACGCGACCAGUUCGACCACCGACGACCUCGCGUCCGAGCAACCGAAACCGCAUGGCGACGUGGAGGGCAUCCAUCAUUCCGAAAGCAUGAACCACUUCCGCACGGCAUCUCUCCAUGGCCACAUGCAUGUGGAAAAUUUAUUCCAUCGGAGCAGUGACUUUGGGAGACGUACCAGUGGCGGUGGCAACUUGUCUGGCGGCUUUCUUGGCCGAGGGUCGGUCACUCGUGUCACCCCCGUCAACAAUUUCCAUCGUGCCUCUCUCACGGGCCAAGUCGAUAGCCAAAUCAACGAGUUCCGUCGACGCCGCGAGCUCAUCCAGACAGCAGCCACGCAUUUGACAACAAUCAUGCUGCAGCUCACGCGGGUGAUGGAGAAGGUCAUGAUCGUUCCAGAUGACGACGACGACGAGAGUGAACCAACCGAGUAGAUAAUGACACAGUCCAGCGUGUUUGUUGUGUCGUUGGCUGGUGUAGCGGUUGGCCAGCAUGGGGGCAACUCCCCACACGAACGACC
This is a messenger RNA of Aphanomyces invadans, 3419 nucleotides long. RefSeq lists its product as hypothetical. The record is from RefSeq and is a predicted model, not a curated record. The transcript has 12 exons. Gene Ontology annotation, molecular function: voltage-gated potassium channel activity. NCBI's taxonomy places the organism in Eukaryota, Oomycota, Saprolegniomycetes, Saprolegniales, Verrucalvaceae. Gene Ontology annotation, cellular component: membrane. Gene Ontology annotation, biological process: potassium ion transmembrane transport. Bases 45 to 2609 code for a protein of 854 amino acids.